Molecule: messenger RNA, 723 nt
Organism: Perkinsus marinus ATCC 50983
Lineage: Eukaryota; Perkinsozoa; Perkinsida; Perkinsidae
Exons: 7
Coding region: 1-723 (240 amino acids)
Source: RefSeq, a predicted model, not a curated record
AUGACGGGUCGGAGGAUAUGUCGUCCAGUGGAGGAACAGAGGGCACUCCGAUUGGCUUACAACAGGCUGGNNNNGCAGAGCACUGCUGUAAGCGACUUGGAUAGGGUUUCAGCCUCCAGGGAGAGGUAUCGAGCUGAAGCUAUAAGGUUACAGGCACGAGUGAGGGACUUGACCGUUCGGCAAGAGCAAGUAGCAGAACAGGCUAAAGCCAAGGACGAAGCUCUUCAUGAUCGUGAUAAGCAGAUUACUCAGAUGCAACGGACUAUAGAGAAUCUCCGCUGUGAAAAGCUGGCAGCGAAGUUGGAUGCAGAAAAGGUCCGCCAGCAAGCCUCUUCAACGCGGUGUCGUCUUAUGAAGCAUAAUGGUAAUCUAGUGGAAUAUUCGGCGAAGUUGCGGUCCAUAAUUCAAGAGCUACAAGCACAGUUGAAGGUGAGUAAUGCCUCGAUCAAGGCGAUCCAAGAUGCGGCUGAGGACCUCUCACUUACUGCAAGGAACUCUGUUAUUCCAUCGAAGGUUGUCGAUGGGCUCGUCACGUCGUUACCACCAUCACCCUCGCCGAGUUUGGACGACGACAACGGUGAUGAUGAUGAGGGGGAUCAACCGAUGGAGCACCAAGAGGGCGAGCCUGGACGGGAGUCGUCAGCGUCAUCGAAGCGAGCGGUAAUCAAUGAAACUGAUAGUAGUGAUGAUGCCCCUAAUAAACGUGUGAAGCAAGAAGAGUGA